Molecule: messenger RNA, 885 nt
Organism: Mucor mucedo
Lineage: Eukaryota; Fungi; Mucoromycota; Mucoromycetes; Mucorales; Mucoraceae
Product: nucleophile aminohydrolase
Exons: 4
Coding region: 46-789 (247 amino acids)
Biological process (GO): ubiquitin-dependent protein catabolic process
Cellular component (GO): proteasome core complex, alpha-subunit complex; proteasome core complex
Source: RefSeq, a predicted model, not a curated record
AGGGAACUGUAUUUUUUACUUUUAAUUUCAAACCAAACAUAAAUCAUGGCUGAUCGAUACAGUUUCUCACUUACCACUUUCUCUCCUUCGGGAAAACUUGUUCAAAUUGAAUAUGCCUUGAACACUGUCUCUCAAGGUGUUACUAGUGUUGGCAUCAAAGCUACCAAUGGUAUUGUCAUUGCUACAGAAAAGAAGCCUGCAUCGAGCCUUGUUGAUGAUUCUACAGUUGAAAAGGUGGCCACCAUUUGUUCCAACAUUGGAAUGAUUUACUCUGGUAUGGGACCUGAUUUCCGUGUUUUAGUCAGCAAAGCACGUAAAGCAGCACAAGCAUAUAAAAGAUUAUAUAUGGAAGAACCUCCAGUAAAGAUUCUUGUUCAAGAAGUAGCUGGUGUCAUGCAAGAAUAUACUCAAAGCGGUGGUGUUCGCCCCUUUGGUGUUUCUAUUUUGAUUGCAGGUUACGAUGAAGUUAGUGGACCUGCGCUCUACCAAGUCGAUCCUACCGGUUCUUAUUUCGCUUGGAAGGCCAGUGCUAUUGGCAAAAACAUGAUUAAUGCAAAGACCUUCUUGGAAAAGAGAUAUAACGAAGAAAUGGAAUUGGAAGAUGCAGUACAUACAGCUAUUUUGACUCUUAAGGAAGGAUUUGAAGGACAAAUGACAGAAAAUAGUUUAGAGAUUGGUAUUAUCGGUACAAGUACUAUUGGUGUUUAUGGAGGUGAAAGAAAGGAAAUUCCAUUAUUUAGAAAAUUAAGCUUGAAUGAAGUCAAGGAUUAUUUGGCUAAUAUUGCUUAGUGUGACAACAAUAAGGAGGAAAAGAGGUCCUCAUUUUUUUUUCUUCCCCUUAAAAAUAAAUAAACACAAAAAAUAAGUCAACUUUUUUUUUUUUUU